AUGAAGAGGACUGUAAAUUUGCGUGAUAUGUCAGCAGCAAAUAACGGACAGAUGCCAAUCGGCGGUCAAGAUCAAACAAGAAAAAUAUUGUCAGACUUGCAGAAGGAAAAAGCUAGACUUCGAAUGUUACAACAAGGGGGUGGUGCUGUUGCACCCGGAUCGUCAAGGAUUCCCAUUAAUCCAUCUCUUGCCUCAGCUGAAAAUUCCCAGCAUAUUGGAGCGAACCAAAGAAAUGCCAUGCAAGUUGCUCAGAAUUCAUCAUUUGGAUAUUUUAUUCCACAAGACUCUGCAUUUGGAAAUGUAAUUUUGCCAGUUGUGCCUCGUAUAGGCCCUAAUUAA
Styela clava is the source of this 339-nucleotide messenger RNA. Lineage: Eukaryota; Metazoa; Chordata; Ascidiacea; Stolidobranchia; Styelidae. The record is from RefSeq and is a predicted model, not a curated record.